This is a messenger RNA of Striga hermonthica, 399 nucleotides long. NCBI's taxonomy places the organism in Eukaryota, Viridiplantae, Streptophyta, Magnoliopsida, Lamiales, Orobanchaceae. The record is from the annotation of a GenBank genome assembly.
AUGGAGGUGAAAAGAACAAAGGGUCGCCAAAGGAUACCCAUAAAGAGAAUAGAGAGGGAGAGCGACUGCUUCGCCACGUUCUCCAAACGCCGGCUCGGGCUCUUUCGGAAGGCCAGCGAGCUCAGCAAGCUCUGCAGCAUCGACAUCGGGCUCGUCGUCUUCUCACCCACCGGCAAGCCCUUCUCGUUUUUCCAUCCGACUGCGGAGUCCGUCUUCGGAAGGGCACUAAGCCCUAGCCGAAGGCCCAACAACAGUGAUGCAGCCCGUCUCGUGGAGGCCCAUGCCCGAACUAGGGUUGAUCAACUCAACUGGAUGCUCGAGAGGCUCGAAGAGCAGUUGGAAACCGAGACUGAGAGAGAGGGACGAAUGGAGGUUCUCAAGGCCGAGUUGACUGGGUAA